This is a messenger RNA of Parastagonospora nodorum SN15, 1269 nucleotides long. RefSeq lists its product as hypothetical. The record is from RefSeq and is a predicted model, not a curated record. Bases 1 to 1269 code for a protein of 422 amino acids. The transcript is spliced from 2 exons. NCBI's taxonomy places the organism in Eukaryota, Fungi, Ascomycota, Dothideomycetes, Pleosporales, Phaeosphaeriaceae.
AUGUCGUCCUCUUUUCUUCUUCUUCCACGCGAAGUCCGUGACAUCAUCUACGAUUAUUAUGUCUGUUGCGAUGGCGGAUAUGUAUACGACUUCGAAGGGAACAAGCUCGUGCAAGCUAAUGGGAACCACAUUGAGCUAGCACUCCUCCGAACUUGUCACCAGGUCGCCAGAGAAAUGAAUGGGCUCGCCUUGCCUACGAACACGAUUACUUUCUCGACCUUCUUCUCAGAAAAAACGCGCGGAUCAGCUGGCCAAUUUCAUGCCGCCAUAUCAAGACAAAAGCAGGGCAAGGACAUGUUUAUCGAAUUUUUGGGUUACAAGUUAUAUACGCCUCAAAUGGCAACAGUGGCAACAGCACGGUAUCCCAUGUUCGAGCCGUACAUCACUUCCCUGGCGUCGCAAUCAGGACCUUUUUUUCGUCCACGAAAUGGGAAUCCCUACGGCCAGCCGCCGUCCUUAUGGAGAGAAUUCGCCGAAUUCGCAGCCGGGGCAGAUAUUAGAAUACGAAGAGGCCAAAACAUUUCUUGUUUUGCGCGAAAGGACUACGAGUUCGGGUUGGCGUUCCCAGAAGAACAUGCUAGGGGACUCAUACCAUUUUGCGUGGAAAAUGCAAAGUUACGCGUGGAGCGUUAUGUCAGCUUGUGGCAGAAUGCUUUGCCUGUCGCACGACAACUUGACUAUACCGGCGUGGACCUCGGCUGGUUACGUUGGGUUACAGACCGAAGUGACAGCGAUAUGCACCUUUCGGAUCCUGAAUGGUUGCGCAACGACAAACUCGCAGCUCGAGAUAUCACAAAGUCCAUCGGAACCUGGAUUGUAGAAGCUCAUCGCUUGCCUUCACUCGGAAUGCCUGAAGGCUCAUACACGCUUGUAUUCGACGGAGGUCCAAUGCCAGAGAAAAGUACUGCGGCAUUUGCUGUUGUUCAACGAGAUGCGGUGUGGCAGGCCGCCUUUACUACCAGGUUCCCUCGUGGCUCAACGCCCGAACACCCAUGGUUAAACAUGUGUGCUCAACCUGGCUACUUUUUCGAAUCGCUGCCUGACGCGAUUCGACAUAUUACAACAACAAGCUCAUUGAUAAGGUGCAACUUUGAUCCUGGGCAGCUACAUAUUGAUAGUGCGAAAGCUCUGGCUGACGCGCGAGUUGGAUGGUCGUUGGAAAGAUGGCAAGAUGACUGGGAUACUCACGAGCCACGGGAAUUUGAAACCGAGUCGCCGUUGCCGCCGUGGUACAAGCUUCGAUGGCAGCGCGUCAUGCCGGUACUUUGA